AUCCGUCACCUUUGCGAGUCCCCGGCCAACUGACUGCGAGUUUCGAGACGCGCUAAUAACAACCCACUACUUGCGCAAAUCAAAUGCGCAGUACAUUUCAAAGGAGAUUUUUUCGUCACGAGUCAGACACAAUCCAGCGACUAAAACGGUGGCAUCGUUCAAUGUCGCGAAGUCGUCGACUGUCUUGAACGAGUGGACGGUCGUGCGAACUCGCUGCCUUUCGACCGGUAGGAACAUGAAAUCGAAACCCGACCACUUCUCCGGGAACGCCGCAAAUUUCUCCACGUGUCGCAGACGUCGAAAUCUGGAUCCAGUUCACUGUAUAACCGCGACGACGAGCCAUCGACCACGAUAAUGAAUCAAUUAACGACAUCGCACCAACCAUCAGAAAACGAAGAUACCAUCAACGUUACAGAAAAAAGUGCGAUGUCAAGUGCAGGGAUCAAGAGUGCUUCCGCGAGUCAAAAACUUAAAAAUCUGAACAGCCAUUCAGGACGCAACUCAGUUCAUGGAGAGACCACGAGCAACACCACGGAAGAUGUUUCUAUAAAUAAUAAAUCGCAGACCAAUACCGUUCGACGUCCAGGAAAAUCAUCAAUUAGCCCAACUAUGCACAAGAGGCCUACGACUAAUCUGCCUGCUGGAUCUACACUUAGGCCCGAAAAUCAAUACGCGAUGAAGAAGAAACGUUAUUUAUUGUUGAAGAAAGAAUUGACAGAUAAGCAGAAAGCCGCGCAAGAACUCUACACCGAGUUGUCUCAACUACGCGAGAAGCUAAUCACCACUGGCGCAAGAGAUCCAGGAAAACCGGAAGUUCUAAAGCUCGAGAUUGGACCUCCUAAGGCCUCCUUUCCACCAGAACCGAUUUGUAAUGAAUCAGUGGAGACCCACAUAGAAAAACUUUCUGCUGGAAACGAGUUGUUAGAAUGUUUGGAAGAUCGGUUGCGUGAGAUCCCGCAGAGAUUAAGGAACAUCUGUAAAGAAUUAUUGGAUAAACAGUCGAAUUUCACCAGUUUCAUUACCUCUCAUCUGAUCGAAGCCAGCGAGAAUACAGAGGCGAAUCCCGAAGAAGUGACAAUACAAUUGGAGGUACACCAGAGAGAUUACGAUAAUAUUAGAUCACGUUUAAACGAGAUUCAAGAGUUGGAGGAGAAAUCGAUCGCAGAGCUCAGGAACAACGUGCAGAGCAUGAUCGACGAAUAUGAGCAUUCCAGAACGAAAUUAAAGGAAUUAAACACGAUAGAAGCUCAAAAGGAGUUGCAAAUACAUUUGAAUGCGGCAAUGGAGGAGCUUCAAGCGGAAAAAGACAAGAAUAAUCAAGGGAAAGAUCGUCUUCGACAAACUGAGACACAUUUGCAGAAGGCGCGUACGAAAAUUAGAGAUUUGGAAACGAGUAUGGCUGCGGAUAAAGAUAAGAUACAACAACUUCAAUGCAAUGUGAAGAGUUUAGAAGGCCAGAUGAAACAGAAGGAUAUGGCAAUAGAUGCUAGAUUAAAGGAUAUGCAAAAGACGAUGAAAAACAGUGAGGAUCUAGUUUCCAAGGUGGAAAAACAGAGAGACAGUUUUGAAGCAAGACUAGUGGAACUGAAGGAGAAAAUGAACAGUAAGGAAAACGAAUCGAUGAGUACCAUCAAGGAGAUGUCUGAGAGAUUGAAAGCGAUCACUGCUGAUCUUGGCGUUGAAAAAGAGAAAAGACAGCAAGUAGAAGAUGCAUUCGUCGAAUUAGAUGAAAGGUAUAGAAAUCUCGAAGAGAAGAGCAAACAACUAUGUGAGCUUGCGGAGAAAAAUAAAGAUAUUACUAUCACAGAAGGUAAUCAUACAGAGAACGAAGUACGCUUGUUCAACGAAUUGCAGCAAACCAGGAACGAACUAGAAGCUGAGAGACAAACAAAAUUGCAGUUACAACAGGAGAAAGAAGAGAUCAUCGCAGUGAUGCAUCAAGCGGCCUGUCGCGAGGAGGAUGAAGACUCGAGGGAAAAGUUGGCUGCCGAAUUGGUGUUCAAAUCCAACGAAUUACAAAAGCUGAUGAUGCAGUACACAGGACUGAAAAAGGUUGCAAAAAAUGCCCAAGAAAAAAAUGGGAUGUUAGAAAGACAAUUGAUGGAAAUUCAAGAGCGACUACAUUCUCAGUCCAUGGAGGGUGGAAAAGCUGGGUUGAGCGCUCACGCGAUUGAGCUUCAACAACAGGUCUCUGAUCUUCGCAAUAAUUUAGCAGAAAUAAUUCGACAAAAGGAAGAGUUAGAAACUGCGCUCACUCAAAAACAAUUAGAAUUGGAACAACGCGAUCGUGUGAUGCGUGAACAGAGCAAGUUCCUUAAAGUCAGAGAUGAGUUGCUUGAUAUUUUGAAAGGAAAAGUACAGCAAGAAAACGGAGAAUUGUCGAAUAGCGAUGAAAACAAUGAAUAUCUCGAACAGAUCCACAAACAGAUAGCUGCCAAGACUGAAGCAAUCCAAGAGUUAUACACAACUUUAGAGAAUAAGCAAUUGCAAAUCAUGCGUUUAGAGAAAAUGGUGAAGUUGAUGGAGGAUCAUCAAGAUCGAGCCCAAGCUCAACGCACGCGUUUAGAAAAUCGUAUUGCUCAACUUGAGCUAGCCCUACAAAGGAAUAAGGAACAGCGAGACUAUAUACAGCGACAGACAUCCUCUGAUGAGGAGCAACCUUAUAUUUGUGAACGUUGCCGCCAAGAAACAUCUGUAGAGAAAGACAAAGAUGAAUGGUCAAAUAAAAAUGAUUCCACUGACAAUACUAAUGAAUCUUUGUCUAAUUGGUUAACAAACAUGUCUAGUGUGGAAAUAACCCAGGAUGCAUUGAAUAAUCAGGAUUUACAAAACAAUAAUUAUUUUUAUGACUUACCUGCGACAGAUAGAAAUAGAAGGUAUACUUACGGGGUGCACAAUCCAUACAGAGAAUUCAAUAUGGAAGAUAGUAGCAGGGAGUCGCUAAAUCCUUAUCAGAGAGAAUAUCAUCAACAUCAUUACCGUGUUCGAUCGCCAGUCGCACAUAAGACCAUGCCUUAUAGUGUCGCUUUAUAA
Molecule: messenger RNA, 3033 nt
Organism: Apis cerana (Asiatic honeybee)
Lineage: Eukaryota; Metazoa; Arthropoda; Insecta; Hymenoptera; Apidae
Product: myosin heavy chain, non-muscle
Source: RefSeq, a predicted model, not a curated record